UCGAGGACGCGUGAGGUAACUUGCUCGGGGGAACCAGCACCAUGGCGUCGGGUUGCAAGAUCGGCCCCUCCAUUCUCAACAGCGACCUGGCCAAUUUGGGGGCCGAGUGUCUCCGGAUGCUAGACUCUGGGGCCGAUUACCUGCACCUGGAUGCACCCUGCUCUUCAGGGAGGCAUUUUGUUCCCAACAUCACCUUUGGUCACCCUGUGGUAGAAAGCCUCCGAAAGCAGCUAGGCCAGGACCCUUUCUUUGACAUGCACAUGAUGGUGUCCAGGCCGGAGCAGUGGGUAAAGCCAAUGGCCAUAGCAGGAGCCAAUCAAUACACCUUUCACCUUGAGGCUACUGAGAACCCAGGGGCUUUGAUUAAAGACAUCCGGGAGAAUGGGAUGAAGGUUGGCCUUGCCAUCAAACCAGGAACUACAGUUGAAUACUUGGCACCGUGGGCUAAUCAAAUAGAUAUGGCCUUGGUUAUGACAGUGGAACCCGGGUUUGGAGGGCAGAAAUUCAUGGAAGAUAUGAUGCCAAAGGUCCACUGGCUGAGGACCCAGUUCCCAUCUUUGGAUAUAGAAGUGGACGGUGGAGUGGGUCCUGACACGGUGCAUAAAUGUGCAGAGGCAGGUGCUAAUAUGAUUGUGUCUGGCAGUGCCAUUAUGAGGAGUGAAGACCCCAGAUCCGUGAUCAACUUAUUAAGAAAUGUUUGUUCAGAAGCAGCUCAGAAACGUUCUCUUGAUCGAUGAAACCACAAGAAACCCAGUGUUUGCCCAUGGAACCAUUUGACUGCAAAACAGGAAUAUUGACUACCAAAUCACAUUGCAUUUGAGUGCUGCUUUUCUAACAGUUCUUCAUUUCCAGUGAUUCAAAUUGAUUGUGCAGAACAUUAAGAGGUUAGAAAUUGGUCUGUGUAAACACAUUGUUAAUGAUGCAAUUUAAAAAUUAAUGUAAUGAAUCCUGUUUUUACUGGAAGAACUAAUUUUUGUAAAUGUGAAAAUACGGCUAAAUUGAGGUUGUGAAUACAAAUGUGUUUUAAUGCCUACGGAAGGCGUAGUAUCUACUACAAAAGAUGUCUUUUCUAUAAUUUUAGAAACAGUGUUCAUUCUGUUGUUUCUCAACCAUUUUCCAAAAGCAAAGGAAAGCCUUAUCUAAGUGUUUUAGUUUCAUUUUUCAUUCUUUUUAGUUAAUUUCAGUUGUGAUUUGUUUAUACGCUUGCUAAGGAAAACUAUAAAGAUACGUAAUUUGGAUGGGAGGACAUACAGAGGCUAACAUCUAAAAUGUUUAUUUUUCCACUUUUAGUCUUACAAUUGAUGCUUUAACAACUGGGAAACCAGUGUAAGUGCAUGCACAGAAUUUUAUCAAAGUGACGAGUUUUCUUUGUCAAAUCAGGUGAUACAGUAAUUCCUCCCUGCUCCUGAUUUUCCUCCUCUUACCACAUUCUUAAAGAUGGGAAAGAAAGCCUCUGUUUAGAAUUUAUAUUGACCCUGCCCAUAUGUGGCUGUUUGGCCUUACCAAAUCACCCAACCCUUUUACACUUACUGACUCAUUUAUGUGUUAAUAGAACUACAGUAACAUGCAGAGUUGAGCUGAGGAUUAAGAAAUUACUGGGUAUGUGGGAAGUUUCCAGUUCCUAGAAUUGAGAGUAUAAUUAACACAAAGUGGCUGGCAUUAUGUAAUUUUACGUUUUAUGAGUCUUAAAGUACCUUAGUAUAGCCUCAUUAAACCUGUAAAUUAUUCCUAUAAGUGGUAAGACUGGUAUUUUCAUUGCAUUUAAAAAACGAAGAAGGUAAAGCUAAGAUUUCAUCCAAUAAGGUAUAUAAUUUCAGAUAUCUAUUUUUUUUAAAAAAAAACAAAAACAAAAGACAGAGCCCUGAAUAGGUAGCAUAGAAAGCAAGAAACUACUUUUACUUAAUAUUGUCUUAUUUUCGGCCUAACAUUACUCUUAGUGAACCAGAUGGCCAAGAAUAUUCUGCAACUUGGAUCUUGACACCCCCCCCCCCCCAGGAAUACAUAUUUUAUUCCAAGAAAGACCAGGUAGGCAAAGAAUGCCAAGAUAGAGCUAGUCCAUAAAUUAUUUAUUACUGUUCUCAGUUAUGCAAAGACUGUUGAGUAUUAGCUACUUCAUUUUUCUGAAUAUUCUUGCCAUAUAAUAAAUAUUGCAAGAAAUUUAGAGAUCCAUAUCAUUUCUUAUAUUAAUUUCAGGGUCAAUAUCACCACUUUUCAUCAAACUACUAUGGAUGUUGAGAACUGAGGUUAAAAAGUAAUAAUGCUAAAAGUUAUAAUGAAAUAGUACUUAAGUUUCUUCUUAUCCUACAAGGUAAAAAAAAAUUCCCUAAUAUCUGUUUUUGUCUUGGAUUAAGGAAGCAUUUGUGCAUGAAUUGGUAGCAUAUAAUCAAAUCACACAACACGAGGCAUAUAGAAAUAACUUUAAUUAAAAAACAUACAUAGAAGAUUAUAAUAUCAGACAUGACAAAGAUUUGAAUUUAUUUGCCAGGAAAACUUGAGUUUGUCUGGCUUUUGUUUUCUUU
This is a messenger RNA of Perognathus longimembris pacificus (Pacific pocket mouse), 2519 nucleotides long. It is a transcript of the gene Rpe, whose product is annotated as ribulose-5-phosphate-3-epimerase. The record is from RefSeq and is a predicted model, not a curated record. Bases 42 to 737 code for a protein of 231 amino acids. The transcript has 7 exons. NCBI's taxonomy places the organism in Eukaryota, Metazoa, Chordata, Mammalia, Rodentia, Heteromyidae. Gene Ontology annotation, molecular function: metal ion binding; D-ribulose-phosphate 3-epimerase activity. Gene Ontology annotation, biological process: carbohydrate metabolic process; pentose-phosphate shunt, non-oxidative branch; pentose-phosphate shunt. Gene Ontology annotation, cellular component: cytosol.